This is a messenger RNA of Rhopalosiphum padi (bird cherry-oat aphid), 3800 nucleotides long. RefSeq names its product endothelin-converting enzyme 1-like. Gene Ontology annotation, molecular function: metalloendopeptidase activity. Gene Ontology annotation, cellular component: plasma membrane. The record is from RefSeq and is a predicted model, not a curated record. The transcript has 14 exons. Gene Ontology annotation, biological process: protein processing. Bases 399 to 2789 code for a protein of 796 amino acids. Lineage: Eukaryota; Metazoa; Arthropoda; Insecta; Hemiptera; Aphididae.
GUGUCAGUACUCAGUCGCGUUCCUGCACACACCACGGCGGACAACGGGUACUUUUGUACUAUAUUAACGUUAUAUUAAUAUUGUCGUUCCGUCGUGCUACCGGCGACCGAUAGGGACUUUUAUCGAUCGUUUAACGUUAUACCUACACCGUCGCAACAUCAGCGAACGGGUUAGCGCCGCGAGCAGUACGAAUUAUUUAUUAUUAUUUAAUUCUCGCCCGGCCGAGUUCGCGCGUCCGUUUUUCGCCCGCCGUUUCCGAACCCGCGACUUGUUCGCGUCUGCACCGGAUCUAUUACUUGCAACACCGACACCGCCGUAGUCGCGGGUAGUGCGCGUACUUGCCAGCCGUUGGUGGUCCGUCAGAUGUGCGCCGCUGCAGAGUGACGACGACGACGAAAAUGGCGCAAGAACGCAACAACAGCGGUCAGAACGUUGAGAUGCAAGACAAACCCGACGGUUGUCUGUCGGCGGCCGACGAGGAACGCGAACCCUGUCUGAAGCCGUCCGACUCGACGCCGAUUACCGAGAAGAACAACGGCACGGUGGCCGCGCCGCCGCCGUCCGCGGACAACAACAACGGCACCAGCAACGGAAAGUUUCACGCGUUCGCGGCCGCCACCAGUCUGGAGCAGAAGCUCCGGGACAAGACCGGCUUCUCCAGAACGGGACUGGCCGUGGCCGUGGCCGCAGUGCUCACGUGCGUCGUCCUGCUCGUCACGCUGGUCGUGCUGAUCUUCAUGUGGCCGUCACCUCCACGCCACUUCCCCAUCUGCCGGAGGGCUGCCUGUCUCCGAGCUUCGGCCGAGGUUCUGCCCAAAAUUAACUUUACUCAACAGCCGUGUGAAAAUUUUAGAGAAUACUCUUGUGGAGGAUGGCUACAAACCAACGACUUGCCGGCGUACAUGAGUUCGUGGAGUUUAAAAAAACGUAUUCAACAAGAUCAAAAAAUAAAGAUCAGGAACAUGGUCGUUACGCUGAGAAACGUUGCCAGUUCCACGUCGUUGAACUGGAAGAUGAAGCAUUUCUACGAAUCGUGCAUGAACCUAGACAAUAUUGAAACAGAUGAAGGAAAACCUUUAAAGAAGAUUAUUAGUACAAUCCUAGGUGGUUGGCAUGUAUUGAAAGAUUUUGACGUUCAUGCGUGGGACGUGACUAAAACCAUUGUACAAUUGCACUCCAAAUACAGCGUGAGUCCGUUUUUCAAGAUAGACGUUGUUCCUGACGAUAAGGUUUCAGGCCAGAACAUAAUUCAGAUAUCUCCAGCAGGGCUAGGCUUACCCGACCGAAGGUACUAUUAUAGGCAGCAAGAAAACAAAAUUGUGACCGCAUACAAACAGUAUAUGGUGGACGUAUCACAAUUGCUGGGCGCUACCAGUGGUGACGCAUCGAUAUUUAGUAACGACAUGUUCCACUACGAGAAACGCAUCGCGGAAAUAACGCCAGCUAGCAAACAAGAGGAUCCAUUUAAUUCUCACCGACGGUUCAAGCUGUCGAAACUGAAAGAAAUCGCUGGAAUGAUCCCGCUUUUGGACAUAUUGCAAUCAAAGUUUCCAGAUAGUAAUAUUAGCGACGACACGUUUAUCUCAGUAGUGUCGCCGACUUAUUUCAGUAACUUAUCUAAUCUGAUUUCGUCGUCAGAUCGCAGUGGACUAAACGACUAUUUCAUGUGGAAAAUGGCUGAGGCUUAUGUUCCUUAUUUGUCGGUCAAGUUUAGGGAAAUUGUCAAAAUUUACACCGCUGAGCUGACGGGUGAGAAAGAUUUACCGCCUAGAUGGGAGAUUUGCGUUUCUCUGUUGCAAAAGUUCAUGGGAUACGGUAUAACCGCUACGCUAGAACCGAACAUCGAAAAUAAAUCCGGUGUUGUAGCCGUAGUGAAAGACGUUUUCGAAAACAUUAAAGAGUCGAUCACAUCAAAUGUCAUCAAAAACAACGACUUAGAACCCGAACUGCGUGAGCACGUUAUUAACAAAUUGAAUUCAUUAACAGUACAAAUCGGAUUACCAGAGAAUAUGCUCCAAGAGAAUUAUGUAAAUCAGUUCUACAGCCAGUUGCCCAUUCAAAAGCUCGACUUUUUUCAAAAUGUAAAUUACGCCAUAUCAUUCGUUAAAGACUAUUCGCAGAUCAAACUCAAAUCCAAGAAAGAAGAAUAUGGGUGGUUGGAUGACUUGGUGUCUGAAGAUCCAAAAGUGACGUACAACGUAGCCAGCAACAAAGUUAUCAUACCACUGUCGUUGUUGUCUCCACCUUAUUUCGAGACCGGUUAUCCCGAAGCUUUAUUGUAUGGAGGUUUGGGUGUAGAAAUCAGUUCAGCCAUUCUGUCCAGCGUGUAUCCACCAGGAGUGGCUCACGGUUCGGACGGUGUCUUGUUACAAGCUCACUCCGCGGCCGUCAACCGAAGUAUCGUCGCCACCAAUGAGGCUCGCGAAUGCUUUGGCCAAUUCUUAAAGGACCAGCAGAUGGAGUUCGCGAACAACACAGUACUGACAGCUAUGUUAUCAGUAUCGAGUGUUCGGUUUGCCCUCCAGAGCUUGUCAAAAAUAACAAAAACUGAACCACAUUACCAUCAACCGGCUAUGGAAUCAUAUGAAUAUGACGCGCUGUUCUUCAUAGGAUACGCACAAUCUCUGUGCACAAUAAAAUCUCCACAACAACAAGAUUUGGACACCAUGUAUAACUUGAUGUCUGAUGAAUCUCUUUUAUUAAAAACGAUCUCUGAACAUUCAGAAUCGUUUAAAAACGCGUUCAACUGCAUGGGGAGACCAACGAAAACAUGCAAAUACAUCUACUGAUCGAUGGUAUUGUAAAACUGUAAUAUAUCAUUAUUAUAUCAGAGUGCAUCCGGUUUCUCAGAAUUAUGCACCGACGAGUAUUCGAAAUUUUUUUUAGUGACUUCUCGUUCAUUAUUAUUAUUAUUAUUAUUACUACAAUAAUUAUCGAUAUCAUUUAUUAUUAUUAUUAACUAUUAUUAUUAUUACUAUAAUUUUUGUUGUUUACGAUAAAAUUUGCGCAAAUUGACCAUGACAUAAUUUUCGGAUGGAGAGUUUAUCGCCAAUACGUAUUAUACAUAUUAGUAUUUUUAUGUACCUAUUCUAAAAACAUAUUUGCGCACACAUGAAUCGGAACAGUUUAAUGUAUCAACGUUCAACGUUGAUGACUUUUCGACAUGCAUCAUGUAUGUGUGCUGUGAAGACUGGAUAUGUGUGUGUUUUUGUUUUAUAUUUUUUUUUAUAACUGUUCAAUUAUCUAUUUUUAUGGCGGUACUUAGAUGUCAAGAAAUUGUCAUUAUUGUAGUUAGUUUUACAAAUUCACACACAGGGUAUUAAAACAAAAUAAAGUCGGUAGAAGAUUUUGCAUUUUUUCUCUCUAUACGUCGAACUCAUUGUACAUAAAUUAUACACAUACGUUAAAUUUAAGUCUUAUUUUGUUGUUGAUAUUAAUAUACAUUUAAAAUGUAAAUAUGAAAUAUUUUUUUUUGUACUUUAAAUUUUUUUUUUUACAUUGAUUGUGUAAGACUUAUGACAAAAUUAUGAAAUAUAUUUAAAAAUAAAUAAAAACACUAUAGGCUUAAGGAUUUUCCAUUAAAUUAAGAUAUUUUAUAUAUUAUUGUUUUAUAUAAUUAUUAUUAUUAUGCAGCUUUUAAUUUCUCAUUGGCUAACACUCGCAUUUGUGCAUCAAUUGAACAUUGUUGGUUUACCAUCGAAUUUCGUUGUAUUUAUAUUAUACUAUGUUAAUUGUUUUUUUAAAUGGACAAGUCAUACUAAACAAUAAACAUUACAACAGUGGGUUGACCUUUUCGAAAA